AUGGAGGAUGCCAUGUGUAACGAUUCGGAAUGGCAUUAUCUUAAUUUCUCUUCUCUAGAAUUUCCUAGCGACAUUUCCCUUCGCGAAUUCACUUGGAAGGAGUACGUAAAGAUCGCCAGUUAUUUGUUAUUGAUGUGUGCCACAAUAGUGGGCAAUUUAGGUAUCGUCUUCGUUGUGGGACUCGACAAUUCCAUGCGUACCACCAUUAACGUCUAUCUGGUCAACUUGGCGGUUGCCGACCUGUUGAUCUGUCUGACUUGCAUGUGGGUUCAUCUGUGCAACGAUCUUACAGAACCCAUCUACGUUCUGGGGCCUUUUAUGUGCAGUUUUAACCCCUUUGCUCAAAUGGCGUGUCUGACGGCAAGUGUAUUGACUCUUUCUGCCAUAUCUUGCGACCGAUUUAUCGCUAUUAUGUUCCCACUUCACGUCAGGAUUACCAAACAGAGGACGGGAGCCGUUAUCGCCGUUAUUUGGAUCGUCUCUAUGAUAGCCGCCAUUCCAUUUCCUAUCUAUAGAACACAUGUGGAGAGACAGUGGAGUGAUUUCUUAGAAAUCCAGUGCUCUGAUUUUUGGCCUCACGAAGUGGUUUAUUCGGAAGAAUUAGGUAGAUGCGUUAAAAUAGUCAGAGGAAAGAAGAUCUAUUAUACUUUCGUCACAGUGGCUCUCUUCUUCCUGCCAAUUAUUAUCAUGAGUACUUCUUAUUCCCUCAUCAUCUGGAGAUUAUGGAUAAAUAAAGUUCCCGGAGAGAAAAAUUUGGCUAACAUGAAUGUUCAACACAAAGCUAAGAAGAAGGUGAUCAAGAUGGUGUGCGUGGUUCUGGUUGUAUUCGUGCUCUGUUGGAUGCCAUUUCAAAUCAUUGUCCUCUAUUCUCAAUUCGGCCAAAAGGAAGCUCUUUUGCCAGAAUGGUUCCUGAAAAUGAACUAUUUGGCCACAUUCGCUGCUCACUCCAACAGCGCGCUCAACCCCGUUAUUUAUGGAGGUUUCAACAAUAAUUUUCGACAAUCUUUUCUUAAACUUCUGAAGUGUAGCUAUAAUAAAAGGACUUUUCGCGGUCCAAAGGGCUCGAGGAUGACGUUCAGCACGGUCGUAACGUGGAGUUUUUCUCAAGGAAGAAAGAAACCAACCAAUGGAAUCAAGGAGAAGGAGCUGGAGACAUCUUUUAAAGGAAGUAAAGAAUUAUUACCUCUUAAGAAAGAACCGAAACCCGCUGCCAUUUAA
This is a messenger RNA of Centruroides sculpturatus (bark scorpion), 1218 nucleotides long. RefSeq names its product QRFP-like peptide receptor. The transcript is spliced from 6 exons. Gene Ontology annotation, biological process: G protein-coupled receptor signaling pathway. Lineage: Eukaryota; Metazoa; Arthropoda; Arachnida; Scorpiones; Buthidae. The record is from RefSeq and is a predicted model, not a curated record. Bases 1 to 1218 code for a protein of 405 amino acids. Gene Ontology annotation, cellular component: membrane. Gene Ontology annotation, molecular function: G protein-coupled receptor activity.